Messenger RNA from Bradysia coprophila, 808 nucleotides. RefSeq lists its product as uncharacterized. NCBI's taxonomy places the organism in Eukaryota, Metazoa, Arthropoda, Insecta, Diptera, Sciaridae. The record is from RefSeq and is a predicted model, not a curated record.
GAUUUCCCUCUAGAGUGAAUCUCGCACAGUGCGAGAUUCUCCCUCUAGGGGGGAAUCUCGCACAAAGUGUAAAAUUUUGUGCGAGUUUGUGGAAAUGGUGUGCGAGUUUGUGGAAAUGGUGUGCGAGUUUGUGGAAAUGGUGUGCGAGUUUAUAGAACUGGUGUGCGAGUUUGUAGAACUGGUGUGCGAGUUUAUAGAACUGGUGUGCGAGUUUAUAGAACUGGUGUGCGAGUUUAUAGAACUGGUGUGCGAGUUUGUAGAAUUGGUGUGCGAGUUUAUAGAACUGGUGUGCGAGUUUGUAGAAGUGGUGUGCGAGAUUGUGGAAUUGGUGUGCGAGUUUGUGGGAGUGGUGUGUGAGUUUGUGGAAGUGGUAUGCGAGUUUGUGGAAGUGGUGUGCAAGAUUGUGGAAUUGGUGUGUGAGAUUGUGGAAGUGGUGUGUGAGUUUGUGGAAGUGGUAUGCGAUUUUGUGGAAGUGGUGUGCGCGAUUGUGGAAUUGGUGUGCGAGUUUGUGGGAGUGGUGUGUGAGUUUGUGGAAUUGGUGUGCGAGAUUGUGGAAGUGGUGUGCGAGUUUUUAAAAGUGGUGUGCGAGUUUGUGGAAGUGAUGUGCGAGUUUGUGGAAAUGGUGUGCGAGUUUGUGGAAGUGGUGUCCGAGAUUGUGGAAUUGGUGUGCGAGUCACAGAAAUCACUUUCAUAUCACUGUGAGAGUUGCACAAUCGUCCGAAUGUAUUGUGCAUCGAAGUGGAAGGUUGCACAAUCGUUCGAAUGUAUUGUGCAUCGAAGUGGAAGCUGUCAGAGUCUGUGGGACUAG